AUGUCCAAUAAAUAUGAAGCUAAGGGCUGUUUAGGGUCUGCAACAGAUACAUUGGAUUCAUCUGGAAGAAUUGUGAGUUUGGAUCCACAUGACCACAUCAGUAGAGAAGAUUUGGAAGACGGUUUGGGAAAGUUUAGGGGCAAUAUUUUUCAAGUUCCACCCAUAUAUUCAGCACUGAAGGUAAAUGGUAAAAGAAUGUCUGAUCUUGCAGCAAGAGGGCAGCACAUAGAGCAAAAGCCCGCCAGACCUGUUACAGUUCACUGCCUGCAGUGUACAGGCUUCGAUUCACCACAUUUCAGUCUGAGUAUUCGUUGUGGUGGAGGAUUUUAUGUGAGAAGCCUGAUACAUGAUCUUGGAGAAUACCUAGGUACCAGCGCCCAUAUGACCUACCUACUACGUACCAAUCAAGGACCAUUUAGCCUUACCCAUCAUGCAUUGCAACCAGAGAAACUGACUGUGAAGGUCAUAGAAGAGACGAUAUUGCACAACACUCCACCUUGUGUAAGCUGAUGUAUAUUAUCAUCAUCAUUUGAUCAAUAAUGUUUACAAAUGAUAUGUUCAAUGACACUUAAACAGAAACCAUUAUAUACCGCAUUCAUAGAUAGGUAUCUGAUUGGUUAAGAAACGGGCAAUGGCAAGUUCUAUCACCCUAAAAGUACUUUUUUGCUCUGUCGCGGAUGUGCAAUUUCUAGGCCAUGUUGCUAUGUAAUUUAUGACAUGCACGAAUGGUAAAGAAGACAUGACCUCUACGACGCUGAAAGAGAUUGGCCCUUUGAUCGCCUAGGCCUGGGAAGUAAGCCUAGGCCUACUUGGUGCGUACUAUUUUCAUUACUUUUUAGAUCUCGUAGAAUCUAUGUAUGAGAUAUAUAAAAAAAUAUUGACUGCUCAUGUGGCGAAUAGGGAAAUCUAUUGCCUGGCCCUCGGGAAGAUAGGCUACGGUCUCCACAUCACGUCAGGGCAAUAUAUUUCACCAUUCCCCUCAUGAGCAGUCAAUAUUUGUAUACUGCUGUCUUUUAGUACAUGAAAAGACAGCAGGCAUCAGAAAUUGUUCAGAAAAGCUACUUCUAGGAGUCUUCUUAAGACAUGUAACUAUUUUAUAUUUACUGUGUGUGGUGAUACAAAUGGUCAGCUGAUUUAAAGGAGUCUGUUAACCAUGUUAGCUAACCAUAAAUUUCAGAGUACAAUGCUGAAAUUGAUGUAUAUGAAGCCCUCAGAACCCAUACAAUAUUGAAGCUGCAUUCUAACUGGCUCUGAUUCUUGACCUCGCUGGGAUUAUAAGUGACCCCAUACCCCAGAUGGUCCAUAUUUUAACAGGAAUAAAAAAAAUGCCAGUAGGAAAAAAUGCUAGUAGGAAUGAACAAUAAUCAAUUCAAUGUUGAUUUUUUUAUAUUUUCAUUUUUUAAUAAUUUAACUGUUCUUUUAACUUGCUAUUUUUUUGUAUGGAUUGUACCUUGUGUAGUUUUGAUUUCAUUGUAUUUCAUAUCAGACUUGUUGAACGGACUGUCAAAUACUAUGACAUGUGGCGCCAUUGUAAAGGCAUACUGUAGUUUUCCAAUAAACAUUGUAUGUUAUUCUAUAACAAACAAUGUUUACGGCCUUUUCUCAUACAUGACAGCCUCUUCAUGUGAUCCUAAAUUACCCUGUAGCAUUGUAAGUACUUUAUAAGAGACAACAAUCUUCUACUUAAACAGUAUGUCCACAAGAAAAAAAAAACAAUGAUGACAAUAUGAACCCGGAUGGCAAUAACAUGUAUUCAGGUUAAAACAUGCUUAGUGUUCAAACGUGCCUGUAUCAAAAGAAAAAAAAAUUUAUUGAAAUAUUGUUUAAUUUUUUAGGCCAUGGUGCAUUUUGUGUACAAAUAACAAAUUCAUAUUUGCUAUUUGUUACCAAACUGAUAUACCAUCUGUGGUUAGAUAAGAAAAAAAUCUUAAAAAAUUAUAUUUCUUUUCAAAGUAUCAAUAAACAACUUUACAGAUUCAGUUCAGUUCGGUUUCAACUAAAUUUUGACCUCGCAUACUACCUGUAUCCACUUUAUUCUAUCUAUCAGCUUUUUUGGUCUCUCCUUGGCUAUGGCAGUUGGUCUUUUUUUCCAUUAUAUUUUUUCAAUGAUUUUAAUGUAAUAUUUUAAAAUCAUUUUAUCUAUUAUUUAUAUAAAAAUGUUAUUUAGUUUUAUUUUGCUUUUUGAGCAGUUGAAUAUCAUUACUGUUGUUUGACGAUGAGAAUAGCCACAAAGCCACAAUUCAUUUUGCACAUGGAGCAAUCCAUAGCCUUUUAUUUUCUUUUAGCUAAACUUCUUAUAAUAUCUGAAUGAAUUUUUCAUGAAUGUCUUUUCUAAUCUGUGUAUUUGUCUACCGUAAAAUGUUUUCAAUUGGUGAAUAAAAUUAUAUAUGAUAUG
Messenger RNA from Anneissia japonica, 2395 nucleotides. Its product is annotated as probable tRNA pseudouridine synthase 1. Lineage: Eukaryota; Metazoa; Echinodermata; Crinoidea; Comatulida; Comatulidae. The record is from RefSeq and is a predicted model, not a curated record. The transcript is spliced from 6 exons. Gene Ontology annotation, biological process: tRNA modification; mRNA pseudouridine synthesis. Gene Ontology annotation, molecular function: pseudouridine synthase activity; RNA binding. Bases 1 to 510 code for a protein of 169 amino acids. Gene Ontology annotation, cellular component: mitochondrion.